Messenger RNA from Frieseomelitta varia, 697 nucleotides. RefSeq lists its product as uncharacterized. The record is from RefSeq and is a predicted model, not a curated record. Lineage: Eukaryota; Metazoa; Arthropoda; Insecta; Hymenoptera; Apidae. The transcript is spliced from 3 exons. Bases 92 to 646 code for a protein of 184 amino acids.
AUAACUAUUUUUAGGUUAUUUGAAACCUUUAUGUUGAAUUGUCAAUAAGAAAUUUUAUAAUAACGAUGUCAAACGCAAAAAUGAAUGUAAAAUGAAUAAGGAUUGGAGAAUUUCUUUAGCCUCACGAAACAAAUUGUUUUAUAAUGAUAUUCCAUAUGUCCCUAUAUUAGUGGAAGAUAUUUAUACAUAUGUUGCUUUCAAAGAUCAUGAGAAAAAUGGAGUUAAAACAAUACAAACAUUGGGACAACUUGUUCCAAAAACUGAAACUCGUGCUACUCUCGUGUCUUUGACUCCUGGAAAUAAUACUGUAUUCCCAAUUAGUUUUAAAAUCUUAAAUAUUAAUGAUAUAUAUAUUGAAGAUUCGAAUCAAAUAUAUUGUCCAAUAUGGAAAAAACAUAUUAUAUUUAAAAUAUAUGGAACCUUAAAGAUAGAAGAAUGCGAAAAUAUUUUAGAGGUUUCCCAUUUGGUCCCAAUACAAGAUAUUGAUGGAACAUGGGAUGCAAUGACAACAUCAAGUAUAAUUGCAUGUUCAGAAUAUCGCCACUAUUAUCGUACCAAAGGCCAGAAUAAUAUGUUAAAAUUACAAUGGAAUAAAAUGGAAAAAGAAAAUAAACGGCUUACAAAAGAAAUUGUAAAUACUUUAUAAAAUGUUGAUAAUGUUAAUUGUAAAUAUAUUUAUAAGAGAGUUUAUUACAUU